Molecule: messenger RNA, 885 nt
Organism: Solanum lycopersicum (tomato)
Lineage: Eukaryota; Viridiplantae; Streptophyta; Magnoliopsida; Solanales; Solanaceae
Source: RefSeq, a predicted model, not a curated record
AUGGCGGAACGAAUUGAUCAUAAUCAUCCCUUGUAUGUACAUCCAUCAGACACUCCUAGAGCUGUUCUCAUUUCUGUUCAGCUGAAAGGAUCUGAAAAUUAUGACAUAUGGAAAAGGUCAAUGACAAUAGCAUUACAGGCAAAGAGGAAGUUAGGCUUCAUUACAGGUGCUUGCAAGAAGGAUUCAGUACGUGAAGAACAUCAUGAAAACUGGGAGACUUGCAAUGCACUGGUUCUUUCAUGGAUCAUGAAUACAGUCACACCUUCACUUCUUAGUGGAAUUGUAUAUGCUUCGAAUGCUUUUUUAGUAUGGGAAGACUUGAAAGAAAGGUUUGAUAAAGUCAAUAGAAUGAGGAUCUAUCAGUUGCAUAAGGAGAUCAAUUCAAUUAAUCAAGUAGUUCCUUCUCCUGAUUGUGGUUGUGUUAGAGGUAAGGAGUAUGUGGCACAUCUUCAACAGCAACGGUUACUACAGUUUGUAGGAGGUUUAAAUGAUUCUUAUGAUCAAGCUAGGAGGCAGAUUCUCAUGAAAUCUUCUGAGCCUUCUUUGAAUCAAGCCUAUGCUCUUGUUAUUGAGGAUGAAUGUCAGAAAGGAUCUAGCAUAAACACUAUGUCUCAAUCGAUUACUGGAGGUAAUGAUAUCACUGCUUUAUGGAGUGCUGGAGGGCCAUCACAAAGCUAUAAGAAAUCACAUAAUGAACACUGGAAUGAGAAGUGUGAAUUUUGCAAAAUUAAGGGUCAUAUCAAGGCAAACUGUUAUAGACUCAUUGGAUAUCCACCAAAUUACAGAGGUAAGAAGAAAGAAGGUAUUGCAGCAAAUAGUUCUUCUAUGGGUGAGGAUUCAUCUCACAUCAAGGACAAUUAUGAUCAGCAUUUUGGUAUUUCUUAG